This is a messenger RNA of Podarcis raffonei (Aeolian wall lizard), 1703 nucleotides long. RefSeq names its product cell adhesion molecule 1 (gene CADM1). Gene Ontology annotation, cellular component: synapse; neuron projection; plasma membrane. Gene Ontology annotation, molecular function: signaling receptor binding. Gene Ontology annotation, biological process: detection of stimulus; cell recognition; susceptibility to natural killer cell mediated cytotoxicity. Lineage: Eukaryota; Metazoa; Chordata; Lepidosauria; Squamata; Lacertidae. The transcript is spliced from 12 exons. Bases 51 to 1592 code for a protein of 513 amino acids. The record is from RefSeq and is a predicted model, not a curated record.
UCGCGCUGCUGUUCCGGGGGGCGCUGCCAGAGCCGAGCAGGUGCCCGAAGAUGGCGAGUCGGAGCCGGAGCCGGACUCGGACUCAGGAAGAGCGGGAGAGGCGGCGGCAGCAACAGCAGCAGCAGCACCACCAGCAGCAGCAGCAUCACUGCUACCAGCCCGGCCUCGGCCCCUCCGCGCCCUCCUCCUCCUCCUCGCCGCCCCUCGGCUCGCCUUCGCCCCCCGCCGCCUCGCCGCCCUGCGGGGCCCUCACGCCGCCCUCGCCCUCCCUCGUCCUCCUCCUCCUGGCCGCCGCCGCCGCCGCCUCGCUGCUCCCCACAGGUGAUGGACAGAAUUUGGUUACAGAAGAUGUGACCGUCGUAGAGGGGGAAGUUGCCACCAUCAGCUGCAAAGUCAGAAACAGUGAUGACUCCGUGAUUCAGCUCUUGAAUCCCAAUAGACAGACGAUUUAUUUCAGAGACUUCAGACCUUUGAAGGACAGCAGGUUUCAGUUAGUGAAUUUCUCUAGCAGUGAGCUCAGAGUGUCACUGACGAAUGUCUCCAUUUCGGAUGAAGGAAGAUACUUCUGCCAACUCUACACGGACCCCCCACAGGAAUACUUUAUGACGAUUACAGUGCUUGUCCCACCACGUAACUUGAGGAUCGAAGCCCAGAAGGAGACCACAGUGGAAGGAGAAGAAAUUGAGCUGAAUUGUACAUCGUUGGCCAGCAGACCACCCACAGUGAUCAGAUGGUUUAAAGGCAACAAGGAGCUAUUUGGUAAAACGGAAGAGGAGCAGUGGUCAGACAUGUUUACAGUGACCAGUCGCCUUUCGUUGAAGGUCAAGCGAGAGGAUGAUGGGGUUGCUGUUGUCUGUCAGGUAGACCAUCCUGCCGUCAAAGACUUGCAGACCAAGUACUACCUAGAUGUAAUGUAUAAACCUGAAGUGCAAGUCCUGCAGAACUCCCCUGCGCAGCCUCUAACGAGAGAAGGAGACCUCCUCGACCUUCUGUGCCAAGUGAAGGGCAAACCAGAGCCUACAGAUGUGUCAUGGUUAAGAGUAGACGACGAGAUGCCUCAACACGUUAUAGUGUCAGGUUCAAACCUCCACAUUAACAGCCUAAACAAAAGCGAUAACGGCACAUACCGCUGCAAGGCUUCCAAUGAAGUGGGGAUGUCCUUUUCCGAUUACACACUUUAUGUAUACGAUCCCCCCACAACUCUCCCUCCACCCACAACAACCACAACCACUACCAUCCCUGCCACCACCACAGACACAACGGCGACGACAGAACCGGCAGUUCACGGCUUUACUCAGUUGCCAAAUUCCGCCGAAGAGCUGGACUAUGGGGAUCUCUCAGAUUCUCGAGCAGGUGAGGAAAGUGCCAUCACCGCUGUGGACCAUGCCGUGAUCGGUGGAGUCGUGGCCGUGGUGGUCUUUGCGAUGCUCUGUCUCCUUAUCAUUCUGGGACGGUACUUUGCAAGACACAAAGGUACAUACUUCACUCACGAAGCCAAAGGAGCUGACGAUGCGGCCGACGCAGACACAGCUAUAAUCAAUGCAGAGGGAGGACAGAACAACUCUGAAGAGAAGAAAGAGUACUUCAUCUAGAUCCGUCUUGAUUUCCAUGAGGUGUCCAACUGCGGACAGUUACUGGCCCUGUGUAGAAGAUACAGACUGUGAUGUUGGAAGUUGCUACCAGCUUAUGGUUUUGGGUUUUUU